Triticum aestivum (bread wheat) is the source of this 2122-nucleotide messenger RNA. Its product is annotated as probable membrane-associated kinase regulator 1. The record is from RefSeq and is a predicted model, not a curated record. Gene Ontology annotation, cellular component: plasma membrane. Gene Ontology annotation, molecular function: kinase inhibitor activity. NCBI's taxonomy places the organism in Eukaryota, Viridiplantae, Streptophyta, Magnoliopsida, Poales, Poaceae. The transcript has a single exon. The coding region runs from base 195 to 1349 and encodes 384 amino acids.
GCGCGCGGCUCCCAACCCAAUCAAUCAUAAAGUCGUCAGUCUCGUAAAAGUUUUCACCUUUCUUCCUCCGAUCUUCCCAUCCCAUCCAACCUCGCUCUGCUCUGCCCACCGCCCCCACCUCCCACUCCUCUCCUGCCUCCUCCCGCGCCCGCCAUGAACGAACCCGCGGCGUAGGACCGUGAACCGAACCAACCAUGGGCCGCGCGAGGGCCAGGGACGCCGGCCACGGCGGCGCCAAGUCGUUCCCGUCGCCGGCCUCGUCCUCGGCGUCGUCGUCCGAGUUCGAGUUCACGGUGACGCAGUCGCCGGGGGCCAAGCAGCGGUCGGCGGCGCAGCUGUGCCCCGCCGACGACCUCUUCUACAAGGGCCAGCUGCUGCCGCUGCACCUGUCGCCGCGCAUCUCCAUGGUGCGCACGCUGCUGCUCGCGUCGGCCUCCACCUCCUCCGCCUCCGCCUCCGACUCCACCUCCGCCUCCAACUCCUCCCGCGACUCCAACGGCAGCACCUCCUCCUCCUUCUCCACCGACUGCGCCGCGCUGCUGCUCCCGGACUCUGCGCCCUCCUCCUCCCGCCCCAGCUCCGCCGCCGACGACGACCGCCACCUCAACCUGCUCCGGGGGACCGCCUCCUACGCCGGGCUCCCGCCGGCCAAGCGCACCGGCAAGCAGUACCUCUCCUCCUUCGCCACCCGCUUCUCCUCCGUCUUCCUCCACCGCGGCGGCGCGCCGGCCGCCAAGAAGCCGUCCAACAAGUCGCUCGCCAAGGAGGUGAUCAAGAAGUACGCCAAGAAGGUGAAGCCCCUGUACGAGAAGCUGUCCCAGAUCCCCAAGAACCAGAACAACCAGCCUCAGCCGCAGCCUCCGGCGCAGCAGCAGCAGCAGUGUUUCAAGAAGCCGUUCAGCUUCUCGAUCCGGAAGAAGCGGGGCGACGAAGACCACGCUGCCGCGUCCGCGGCGGCGGCAGCGGCGGAGGUGAGCACCGGCAAGUACGCGCACUCAAACUCGUUCUCCGGGAACCUCCGGUUCCCGCGUCAGAAGCGGUGCGCGGCGAGCUGCCCGUCGUCGAUGCGGUCGUCGCCGAACCACUCCGGGAUGCUCUCCUUCGGCGGAGCGGGCGGCGUUGGCUUCCCCGACGUGCCGGCCGCGGCGGCGGCGGCCAUGACAAGCAGCAUUGGCAUGCGGCCCGUGUCGCUGUCGGCGGCGUCGUCGUCGUCGAUGGAGGAGCUCCAGAGCGCCAUCGAGGGCGCCAUCGCGCACUGCAAGAACACGAUGGGCGGCGUCGUGUCCCUGUGCCCGCGCAAGGUGCCGGCGGCGGCGGCGGCGGCGGCCGGCGAGAUCAGCGCGUUCUGAGCGCGCGCGGGUGCAUGCAUGCACGCACGCACUAGGAUUCGUGCGGGGAGCUGAGUAAGGCUGAUUAAUCAGUGGUAUCCAUCCAUGUGUUAAUUUUUGUUGGUUUAAUUAGCUUCGUGUCCUUUGGGCAAGACUUUAAGGCGAUGUUAGUAAAUAAGGGUAGUUCGAAGGGGUAAAGUGAGACUCUAAUCCUGCCUUUGGACGUCUUUUCUCCCGGAGUGUGAAAUUUGCAUCGGCGUCCUCCAAAUAUUGCGUCAAUAAUCCGAAUACGUCAAACCCAUCUAAGAAGCGUAAAAGUUGCAGGAAAUGUUAUAAGAUAGGCUGGUUGUAUUUCAGUGAAAAUAUCAUAGAGAGUCUUAAUUUGGGUAUUUCACUGAAAAUAUCAUCUUCUGGAGUAGUAGCAUUUAUAUUGGCAGUGAUAUUUUUGCUUGAAAGGAGGGAAAUUUGCCGAAUGAAAUCCAUAGAUUUAUGAAGUUAAAUUUGUGAUGGAGGUGCGGAUGCAAAUACCUCAUGCUCCGGAGAAGAGGUGUGCAGAAUCCUUUGUUAACUAGACCGGGAUAUACUACCCUUCCAAGAAAAAGGUUAGGAGUGGGAUUUUGGUCUAAUGCUGUGGCCGUCUCAGCUAGUGGUGUCAAAUUUUGUUUUGUAAUGCUGUCCCGAGACAAGUGUUUAUUCAGCUAAUCCUAAUAUAGUUUGGCUCCUGUACUUGAGAUUUGGUGUAUGAUUAGUAGUGUUGCUUCACAAAAACAUUGCUAUGGUCUUUGUUCCCCCUC